GCGACAGAUAACAAAAUUACAGAAAGAGGAAGAGAUGUUCAGCUUGCAUUUACAUUUUGUUCUAAAAGUUGAGCGUGUUCUCAUCGUCUGUCAUCUGAGCGCUGAGAUCAGACUCAUCAGAGCUCGAAUGGCUCGUCUUCUUCCUCUGAUCGUUCUGCUCAUGAUUCCUGGAGUUUGUUGUCAGAGUGUUUGGGGUGUGAUUUACAGCUCUUUACACAUCUGUGCACUGAAGGGAUCAACAGUGACAAUAAACUGCACUUAUACAUACCCUACUCACCAUAUGAUCACAGAAGUGUUCUGGAUCAACACUAACAGUUCUGAUCCUCCAAAUCUGUUUAAUGACUCUAAAUACAGUGAGAGGAUUCAGUAUCUGGGAGAUAAACAGCACGACUGCAGCGUCAGACUGACUGAUGUGAGACACGCAGAUUCACACAAGUACUAUUUCAGAUUCAUCACUGAUAAAGAUAAAUGGACUGGUGCACCUGGAGUGACUCUUAAUGUCACAGAUAAACCUGUGAUCUCCAUCAGUUCUUCUGGUGUAAUAGUGGAGGGUGAUUCAGUGAAUCUGACCUGCAGCAGUGAAUCAAAUCCACCUGUUCACAACUACAGCUGGUUUAAAGAGAAUCAAACAUCAUCUGUUGGAUCUGGAAACAUCUACAUCAUCUCAAACAUCACAUCUGAUCACAGUGGACAAUACAAGUGCAAGACCAGACAAACAUGUGGAGAGAGAGAAUCUGAUCCUCUGACUUUAAAUGUUUUGUAUCCUCCAAGGAACGUCUCAGCAUCCAUCAGUUCUGCUGGUGUAAUAGUGGAGGGUGAUUCAGUGAAUCUGACCUGCAGCAGUGAAUCAAAUCCACCUGCGAAUAUCAGCUGGUUUAAAGGAGAAACAUCUGUAGGAUCUGGAAACAUCUACAUCAUCUCAAACAUCAGAUCUGAUCACAGUGGACAAUACAAGUGCAAAUCUGAAAAUGAACUUGGAGAGAAAUAUUCUGAUUCUGUGACUUUAAAUGUCUUGUGUAAGUUUAUUAUAAAACAGUGAAGAACAUUGCAGCGUGAGUUCUUUACAUCUUUUCUCAGUGUGGAGAGUAAAUCUUGAUAUUUUCUCAUUCAGUGCAUCAUAAUGUUUACUGGCAUCUACCGGUUGGAAUCACAGUGGCAUGUGGAGGAUUGUUCAUCAUCAUCAUCAUUAUAAUAGUUAUCAUGUAUGUCAAAGUCUUUUACUGAGGAACAUGAUACUAUUUAAACAGUAUUUGUAUGCAUGAAAAUAUAUGAUGUAUAUUUCCCUUUAUGAAACA
This is a messenger RNA of Triplophysa dalaica, 1295 nucleotides long. Its product is annotated as B-cell receptor CD22-like. Bases 35 to 1039 code for a protein of 334 amino acids. NCBI's taxonomy places the organism in Eukaryota, Metazoa, Chordata, Actinopteri, Cypriniformes, Nemacheilidae. The record is from RefSeq and is a predicted model, not a curated record. The transcript is spliced from 5 exons.